UCCUGAGCAGAAGAGAGAGAAGGUCUGACCUGUGCCAAAGGACAAUCAAUUUGGCAACUUAAUGGAAGCUGCAUUAAAGAGGAGAAAAUCUUGCAGGAAAGAGAUCAAUUAGAAAUUAACUUCAAAUUUUUGUUGUGGUUGAAUUAGCAAAUCUAGAGGGGGAUAAGGACUAGGAGUCUUGAGUGUGCAGAACAUGGAGAAAGGAAAUAAGACAUCUGCAUUGACCCAGGGGCUGGAGCGAAUCCCUGACCAGCUAGGCUACCUAGUGCUGAGUGAGGGAGCCGUGCUGGCGUCAUCUGGUGAUUUGGAGAAUGAUGAACAAGCAGCUGGUACAAUCUCUGAGCUAGUGAGCACAGCCUGUGGAUUCCGGUUAUACCGUGGCCUUGACAUGCCCUUCAAACGCUUGUCUGUGGUCUUCGGGGAACACACGUUGUUGGUGACUGUGUCUGGACAGAAGGUGUUUGUGGUGAAAAGACAGAAUCACAGCCGCGAACCCAUCAAUGUCUGAGGCUACAGGAGAUUGGAGGGGAAAGUUGAGAGUAUCUCUGUAAGCUUACUGCUUUUCCACCUACCCAUUUUUACCACCUCCCCAAGGAGAACCUAAACAUUCUGCCUUGCCCUCAUUCCUUCUCUCUCAUUUCUGCUCAGUGGAGUAGAGGGUUGGGUUACUUUCUCAGUGUUAAAGGGGAUCAGAGCAGGGACAAUCUCCCUCCUUUCCAAUAAACAUGGUGUCUGACACUA
Molecule: messenger RNA, 741 nt
Organism: Gracilinanus agilis (Agile Gracile Mouse Opossum)
Lineage: Eukaryota; Metazoa; Chordata; Mammalia; Didelphimorphia; Didelphidae
Gene: LAMTOR4
Product: late endosomal/lysosomal adaptor, MAPK and MTOR activator 4
Exons: 4
Coding region: 194-508 (104 amino acids)
Biological process (GO): positive regulation of TOR signaling; cellular response to amino acid stimulus
Cellular component (GO): Ragulator complex; lysosome
Molecular function (GO): guanyl-nucleotide exchange factor activity
Source: RefSeq, a predicted model, not a curated record